This is a messenger RNA of Venustampulla echinocandica, 663 nucleotides long. RefSeq lists its product as uncharacterized. Lineage: Eukaryota; Fungi; Ascomycota; Leotiomycetes; Helotiales; Pleuroascaceae. The transcript has 2 exons. The record is from RefSeq and is a predicted model, not a curated record. Bases 1 to 663 code for a protein of 220 amino acids.
AUGCAGUUUUUCAGCGUCUUCGUCACCCUUCUGCUCUCGACGGCGGUGGUAGCCAAGGGCAAAGGCAACUCAACCAAACCCGUGACUGAGAAGUCCCUUUGCAAAGAAAUGAACUUCUUGAACAACAUUGUCAAGCUCGCCGCAAACGAGACCAAACUAGCCGAAAAGACCAAGAACAACGCCACAAAGAUCGCCAAUGUCCAGGCCAAGGCGUCGGAGGCAUCUACCAAGUUGGCAACAAUGUCAUCAAAUGCCACGCUUGUAUCUUCUUGCGCCGUUAUCAAUGCUGCACAGAAGACCAAGGGGGAAUGCAAGCAAAUGAAGUCUCUGAACAAGCUCAUCAACUUAGCCAACAAUGCGACUGCCCUUGCAAGCAAAACCAAGAACAACGCUACCAAAAUGGCUGCUUUCCAGGCUAAAGCUUCUUCUGCUCAGACAAAGCUAGAUGCUCUGAUGAGCAACACUACGCUCAUGGGUAUCUGCGCGUCUACCAAGACUUCCAAGAACACCAACAACCAGGCUGCCUCUGCUUCGGCAUCUCCUACUGCUGGUGCUUCGGCAAAUGGUCUCGCUACAACGAGCGGUGCUAGCCGGGAGAUGGGUUUCGGUGCUGGGUUAAUCUCAACCUUCGCCAUUGUUGCUGUGGGAAUGAUGAUGUUGUAA